AUGGCCACGCUCAUCAACCCAAAGGAGGUAAAUUCAAGCAGAGGUUUCUGUAUGGAUAUUGAAUUUUGGGAGGAGUGUGUUCUCAAGGAAGAUGUUUUCAACUUUGGAAUUGUGCUUCUUGAGCUGAUUACAGGAAGAAAGGCUACUUCUUUACAUUGUUAUGAUGGAAGCUUGGUAAGAGACUUUUCUUUUAGCUCAUCUUGUCUGUGUAAUGCUAUAGAUGAGAUUCUGACAGGGCAAGGGCAUAAGAGUGAGAUUUUGGAGUGCCUCAGGAUUGCAUGUAAGUGUGUGCAGCCCUCUCUUGAGGAAAGGCCAAGCAUGCUUGAUGUGUACAUAACACAGCAAAAGGCUCUUGAAUACUUAUUAGUUGAUGAGAAUGACACAGAUGAUGGACUUAAUGAUAAUGAACUAUCAGAUGAUGAUGAAUUACAUAGUAACACUGGUUUACAGUUCAAAAGAUCAUCUACUGAUGGCACUACUAGGGUAGAAAAUGCUGGACAGGAAGUAUCUGACUUUGUAAAUGAAUACGAAGACUCUGAUGGAGAUGUGAAUUCAGACAGUAUUGAUGAGGAUGGCAUUGAAGAAGGUUCAAGAAAGAGGAGAAAGAGGGUUGCAUAUGAUCCCAGAUGUGAUCAUAAGUAUUUACAGCUGGUUCUUGGAAUGCGAUUUGAAGAUGCACAUUAG
Ricinus communis (castor bean) is the source of this 684-nucleotide messenger RNA. Its product is annotated as cysteine-rich receptor-like protein kinase 25. Bases 1 to 684 code for a protein of 227 amino acids. The transcript has 3 exons. Lineage: Eukaryota; Viridiplantae; Streptophyta; Magnoliopsida; Malpighiales; Euphorbiaceae. The record is from RefSeq and is a predicted model, not a curated record.